Messenger RNA from Dracunculus medinensis (Guinea worm), 573 nucleotides. Lineage: Eukaryota; Metazoa; Nematoda; Chromadorea; Rhabditida; Dracunculidae. The record is from the annotation of a GenBank genome assembly.
AUGCCUGAAAGGCCUAAAAAAGAACAAGUGCCACUUGAUUACGAAGAUCCAACACAACGUAGUGGAUUCAACGUUGGCGUACGUGUUUACGAUGGACGAUAUUAUGCUACAACAAGACUGCGUAUCCGACUUGAGGAUCGCAACGACAAUUCACCAAUUAUCACGGGUCCACAAACGUCGCGUAUAUCCGAAGACGCGACACACGAUGUCUUGCGUCAUUUAUGCGUGAAAACUCCUGAACAACAGCUAUAUUUAUUUGACGUUUUCAAGCCGUUUUCAUGCUCUUGGGACUAUCCUAAAGUGUUAUCCAACUUACGUCACUUAGUUAAUAUUCUAUUAUUACUUACCACUUUUACUAUCUGUCCAUUCGGCGCAUAUGCGCAAGAAUAUUCGCUGCCUUUUGCUGGUGGUCAGUUUACCGGUCAGUCACGUUUUUUGAGUUUCUCCAGUAAGACUUCACGUGAUAUUAUUGUAACUUUCACUAAAAAUAUUAGUGAAGCGAUACCGGUUGGUGAACUUCUUGCUACAUUCCGAGCUGAAGACAAGGAUUCUCCAAGUUAUAAUUUAACGUGA